Rotaria sp. Silwood2 is the source of this 3120-nucleotide messenger RNA. The record is from the annotation of a GenBank genome assembly. Lineage: Eukaryota; Metazoa; Rotifera; Eurotatoria; Philodinida; Philodinidae.
AUGGCCACAGUUCACUUAUACAUAUCUCUGCCGUCCCAUGAAGAUCGUAUAUUAAAAAACCCAAAUGUAAAUAUAGAAUCAAUUACUGAAGAUGAUUUUGUUACAACAAUACUUCAUCGAUAUUCGCAACGACCUUCGGUACCAGAGGUGAUUAAUGAUCUUACUUUAUUUGAAUUUGCAGUAUGGUUCACAACUGAUUAUACUGAUUCGACAUGUGAAGAUAUUGAUAACAAUGCACUAAUACCAAAUCCAUUAUGGCGUACCAACUAUGAUCAACCACCAUUAUUGAAAACUUCAAGACGACUUCCACGUAUUAUACUAGCAUCUGGUCAAAAAAUGCGUCAACACGAAAAUCCUAAAUGUGUGACAUUCACUUGUCUUCAUGAUGACACUGCACAGUCUAUUUAUACUCUAUUAUGCUUAAAUAUUCCCUUUCGAAAUUCAGUGGGUGAAUUUUUAGGUGGUAAACAAGAACCAGAAAUAUAUGAUCUAAAUCAAGUACUUCUACAACAAAAAAUAGAAAUUUCUACUCGUAUUUUAACAUUACCUCAAACGUAUCGUAUUCAACUAAAAAAUCUACUAGAUCAUUUAAUCAAUAUUGAUAAAGAAAAUUUUAAAAUUAACCAUCGAGAAUCCUAUAUAUUUACAAAUCCAAUCGAACAUGAAGAUGAUACAAUUAAUAAACCAUCAACAGAUAAUGAUCUUACACAAGCAUUUAUAAUAGCUGACAACAACCCGUUUACAAAUUUCGAUAUUAGCACUUGCAUAUCGUUUCAAGCAUUAUCAGAUUUGAGAAAUACAGCUAAUCCUCAACAGAAAUAUCUUCUUGAUUUUAUUCAAACAUAUUUGAAUCACUUGUUGAUGCACUCUAGGCGAUCAACACAUGUACAAAAGCCGAAACCAUUUCAUAUUGCUGUCAAUGGUCUGGUAGGAUCUGGUAAAUCUUAUGUUAUUUCUAUAAUUGAAAAAAUGCUUAAUGAAUAUUGCAUUGCUGAAUUUGCUGGAGUUUCGCGUCCUCGUAAAAAUUUUGGUUUACUUAAAAUGGCUCAUACAGGAAAAGCAGCGUUGAAUAUUCAUGGUUCUACUAUACAUUCGGCUCUUGAAAUUUGUCCAGACGGAAGUUCAUCACCAAACAAAUUAAAUUCUUUUAAAUUUCAUACCCUAAGAAACAAACUCAAUGGAUUAUUGUUGAUAAUUAGAGAUGAAAUUUCGCUUGUUUCACAUGCAUUAUUUCAAAAAAUUAAUAAACGUUUAAACGAAAUAUUUCGUACACUUGAUAAAUGCGAUGUUUAUUUUGGUGGUAUUCCUGUUAUCGUAUUCGGUGACAUGGCUCAGAUUGAACCUGUCGCAGCUAAACAAGCAUUCUAUCGUCCAUUAGGUGAAUUAUUUUCUUUAUGGCAUGACUUAUUCAGACCUAUAAACUUUGAUAUUAAUAUGAGACAAGGAGAUGAUCGGCUCUUCUUUGAUUGUUUGUGUCGACUGCGAAUGGGUGGUUUAGAUGAAGACACAGAAUAUCUAAUAAAAUCAAGAAGUAUACGUCAACAAGACAAUCCUGAAAGCUAUCAAGAACGAUUGAAAGAGUUAAAUUCACCUGAUUUUCAAGAUGCUGUUCAUGCGUAUGGAGUUCGAAAAUUGACAAAUUUAAGAAAUCUAGAAAAAUUAAAAAAGCAUGCAUCUGAUUCAAAAAAUCCUAUUUUUAUGAUUAAUACUAGAGUAGCCAUGAUUAAUACGUCUUUCUUCAACUCUAGUAAAACAAAUAAUAGAACUUGCAAAAUUAAUCUUAAACCAUCACCUGAUGAAAAUAAAUGUGGUUCACUGUACCGUCGACUACCUAUUUGUAUCGGCGCACGCGUUAUUAUUAGACGCAACAUCGAUCAAGAUAACUCCGUUAUUAAUGGAAGUGAUACCAUAAUAAAAAACAUAGUUUGGAAAAAUUCUACGGAUUUUCUUUUACCACCAGCAGAGUCCGAAGACAUAUUUUCUGGAUUAUCAAAUGUUAUUAAUGCAAAACUAUCGAAAUAUGUAGAACUCGAAUUAUUCAAUGGUCAAACAUAUAAAUUAGAACCUGAGGAAACUCGAUUUAAUGACAUGAACAAUAUCAGCAUGACUCGAGUACAAUUGCCACUUGCACUUGGUUAUGCAAUAACCAUACAUAGAACUCAAUGUAUGACAUAUUCAAAAUUAGUUAUUGAUCUUGGUGGUAAAUAUUGGAAACCUGAUGGUUUAAAGGAGAUUGAACGUUUACAGAGAAUUGAAAGAGAGAAUCCAAUUAAAUUCGAUGACUAUUUAAACGAAGCACAUAGUAUUCCUGAUCCAAACCUUAGUUAUACAUCUAAUAUCAAUAAUACAGAAAAAAAGAAUAAAAGAUCGCGAAAUAAUUCGAAACAUACUAAUAAACGUUUGAAAGUUAUAAACAAUAUUAAUAUAAAUGAUGCUACCAAUGUUGAUGAUGAUACCAAUAUGGUUGAUGAUAUCAUUAAACCUGAGGAUGUAAUAAUUUGUGAAAAACAGCGUCUUUUAUAUUGUGGUGGUCAUGCUCUUCGAGCUCUUGUACAAGAUAGGCAAAUAUUUGAUGAUACAUAUUUAAUUAGUUUAACACAAGAACUUGCAACACAAGAACUUAUACUUCGUCCAUGUGCAACUACAGUUAGACAAUAUUAUUUCAAUUAUAUUACUGGCUAUUAUCACAUUCAAGUUAUUCAAAAAGCUCUUCAACAACAAUAUAAUAUUGAACUUCUACAAUUGCAAGAAAAAGAUGAAACAUCAUACUUGCAUCGUGACUUGAUUAGAAAUCAUAUUCAUGAUGUGCAAGCUUUAUUUGUUCAUCAACACGAUCAUUACUUCUGUGUUCGGCGAUUCGAUAGUACCCCUGAUUAUUUUUUUAUUAUUGAUUCUCUAACACCUAACAUACAUAAAACGAUACCACGCCAUCGUAUUAAUGAUUAUUUUAAAUAUUUAUAUGAAUGUGAUAGUUCAAUAUAUGUACUUCUGCGAGGUGAUAUGCUAAAAAUGGAAACUAUUUCAUACGAAUCAUUACUUUCGUCGAUACAUCCAUUACCAACAUGUGUGGCAGAUGAGCUUGCAUUAACUGUUAAUGAGAGCACAAAUUUUAUUUUUUGA